Messenger RNA from Paramuricea clavata, 948 nucleotides. The record is from the annotation of a GenBank genome assembly. Lineage: Eukaryota; Metazoa; Cnidaria; Anthozoa; Malacalcyonacea; Plexauridae.
AGUUGCUGUUGAAGACAAAAUAUUUGUUGCUGAUGAAGACAAGAUAGUUGUUGGUGUUGAAAAUAAGACAUUUGUUGGUGUUGAAGACAAGACAUUUGUUGCUGUUGAAGACAAGAUAUUUGUUGCUGUUGAAGACAAGACAUUUGUUGCUGUAGAAGACAAUAUAUUUGUUGCUGUAGAAGACAAGAUAUUUGUUGCUGUUGAAGACAAGGCAUUUUUUGCUGUUGAAGACAAUAUAUUUGUUGCUGUUGAAGACAAGAUAGUUGUUGGUGUUGGUGUUGAAGACAAGACAUUUGUUGCUGUUGAAGACAAGAUAUUUGUUGCUGUUGCAGACAAGAUAUUCGUUGCUGUUAAAGACAAAAUAUUUGUUGCUGUUAAAGACAAGAUAUUUGUUGCUGUUGAAGACAAGACAUUUGUUGCCGUUGAAGACAAGAUAUUUGUUGCUGUUGAAGAGAAGAUAUUGUUGCCGUUGAAGACAAGAUAUUUGUUGCUGUUGAAGAGAAGAUAUUCGUUGCUGUUAAAGACAAAAUAUUUGUUGCUGUUAAAGACAAGAUAUUUGUUGCUGUUGAAGACAAGACAUUUGUUGCUGUUGAAGAGAAGAUAUUUGUUGCUGUUGAAGAGAAGAUAUUUGUUGCUGUUGAAGAGAAGAUAUUUGUUGCUGUUGACGACAAGAUAUUUGUUGCUGUUGAAGACAAGAUUUUUGUUACUGUUGAAGACAAGAUAGUUGUUGGUGUUGAAGAAAAGACAUUUGUUGCUGUUGAAGACAAGACAUUUGUUGCUGUUGAAGACAAGACAUUUGUUGUAGUCAGGAUAUUUGUUGGUGUUGCAGGGUUAGAAUCGUUAGAUGGUUUGAUUGUUGUGGUAGAAGGUGGACAAGUAGGGGGAAUAGUGGUUGUCUUGAUUUUGCUUUGUGGUAACUCUACAGAAAGAAUGAGAUACCAAGGUUAA